AUGAAAACGGUUGAUAAUUAUCCGAUAUAUGAUCCAGUAAAUGAACUAAAUUUUCAUAGUGGAAAGUCAUUUCAAAAUUUAUGUUAUCGAGUCGAUACGACUAAAAUAAAUAUUGGAAUUGCUGGACGAAAUAGGACAGGUAAAUCAGCUUUAAUUAAUGCUAUGCGAGGAAUUUCAUAUGGAGACCAAUAUACAGCUGGACGUUAUCCAUGUGAGCGGAUGGAACCAUUCGUUUUCAUUGAAGAAGAAUUUAAUUGGUUGGUUCUGUGGGAAAUACCUUAUCCACGAAAAUUUUCUGGCAGUGUUGAUGUGUAUGAGAGAAAUAUUGAACACGACAAACUUUACGAAAGUAACAAGUUAUAUUUAUUUGAAAUAAUUUUUGUUCUUAUCGAUGAUGGCAAAUUGCAUGAUGAUGAUAUUAUAUUCGCCAAAAUCCUCAACAGUCGUCGAACAUCUCUUGUAUUUCUAAGUACUAAAACUGACAAUGUUCUUGAUGCUGAAUCGAGAGAAUGUCAUUUAGAAAUUUGCGAUAAGCUUAAAGAACGAUUCCUUGAAAAAGGUCUGAAUAGAUUAUUAAAGUUUUUAUGCAAGUGUCAAUCACUUGAGGAUGUUGAAAUGCUAUAUAUAAAUGCUCCUACUAUAAAAUGUAUUGUUAACGGCAAUACUGAUUAUUUACAUUAUAAGAUCGAUGAAAUUCGUCUCCUGGACAUUAUUGGCCUAAAACCUGGUUGUCAUUAUGGCUUGGAAAAUUUGCUUCAAAAACAGAAACAGAAAAAUGUAUUUAAAAAUCUGAAUCGCAAUGUAUCGAGAAAAUCAUCAUUUGAAUUGUGCACAUAUGGCUGUAAUCGAACUACAGUACUGGCUGAUGCUGGUUUUCAAAUUUCUUAUCGUAUUGAUGAUAGAAUUUAUGACUAUAGCAUUAAAUAUGGUAUAAGACGAGCAGGAAAGACAACAUUUAAUUAUGCGUUUGCUGGUGAAAGUAGAGCAGGUAAAUCCUCGCUUAUCAAUGCACUGCGUGGAAUGUCAAUGGAACAUCCUCUUGCUGCCGGUCGACGCCGAAACAAAUUCGGUGAAUGUGAACGAUUCGAUUUCGAUGACGACGUACUUGCAUAUAAUGUUACAUUAUGGGAAUUACAUUACCCGAAAAAAAUAAAUGCUUUCUUCGACUUCAUCGACCGUUAUAAAAUUGCUACGUUCACGGCGGUUUUCAUACUGAUUAGCCGAGUUCCUUCAGAUCAGGAUCUAACGUUCGCAAAAAUCGCUUUUAGAAGGAAUGCAACAAUCGUUUUUCUACUUUCGAAAUGCGAUGAAAAACUUAUGAAACGAUCGAGAAAUGAAGAAAUACCAAUUUGUGAUUUCUUAAAGCAAAGAUUCGUCGACAAAGGAAUCGUUCGAUUUGAUCGAUCAUUGCGAUCGAAUGCUCCAGAACUAUGCGGCCGUAUUCAUCUUUUUUUUAUCAGCGCAACAGUAUUUAUGUCAUUACGAUUAGGGAAUGACGCCUCGACUUUUUUGUUGCAUGAAAGAGCUGUUUUCGAUUUUUUGAAACAGAAACGCUUAGUUUCCGAAAUGUUACAAUCGUCAACUGGCCGACUGAAUGACAACCUAUAUGCAAAUAUUGGUGACAAUGACAGCCAAGUUGAAUUCUUGAUUCCUCAAAUUAUUUGA
Messenger RNA from Dracunculus medinensis (Guinea worm), 1665 nucleotides. The record is from the annotation of a GenBank genome assembly. Lineage: Eukaryota; Metazoa; Nematoda; Chromadorea; Rhabditida; Dracunculidae.